AUGCGCGGAGCAGAUGCGCGCGCGACGAUCGACGGGCGGGAGGAGCGGGAGGAGCGGGGGGCACUGGAGGAGCGGCACUUCUCGCGGGGUGUGCGGAAACGAGAGGCGGAGCGGCUGGGGUUGAAGGCGGGAGAGAAGUCCGAGAGUGUUCUGGACUCGCCAGGUAGCAGCGCGCGCCGGCAGGAAAAGGCGCAUAUGGCGGGCGAUGGGGACGGCGGCAAGCGGCGGAACGGGAGAGUGAACGCGGAGGCGAAUGGCGGAAUACUGGGGAGUGCGUGGAAGAAGGCGCGGAGAGGUGCAGCGAGCACACAGCUGUCGGAAGCCCAGGGGGAAAGCGGAAGAGACGCGGCGGGGGCGAGCGGAGCGGGUGCAGGUAGAGCUGAAGGCAGUGCGGGUAAGAUGGCGGAGGGGGGCGCAGAGGGCGCCCGAAGAACGAGGGACGCGGAGGGGGAGGCGGAGGGAGGGCGAUUAGUGAAAACGGUGGGCUUUCAUGGAGGAAAGGUGGCGCGGAGAGAAGUUGCGCGCGUGGCGGCUAUUGGUGGCAGUGGUGCUGCUGGUCCAGGCGCGGGAGAAGGAGGAAGAGGGAGGAGGGGAGGGGUAUCUGGUGGGCGGUUGGUGCGGUUUGCAGAGGAGAGGGCGGAAAGGGGUGAGGGAAGGAGCGAUCACGCAGAGGAGAGUGAAAGGGCAGCAUGGGGCGUGCUGGGGAGCGUGUCUGAGAUGAUUGCAUGCCUGCAUGCCGCCAUGCACAUGCGCGUUCCUAUCACAUCCCUCCCAUGCCUGCAUGUGCACUCCUUGGAUGCACCACCCACGCCACCCACACCACCCUCGCCUCCUUCACCUCUCGCACCACCUCUGCUCCUCACCCCCCUGACAGCACCAACGCACAAGCAGCCAGUGCAGCCCGCAGAAGCAGCGCCAGCGCUGCAUGUGGGUGCAGUGGCAGCAGCGGUGGGCGCUGAGCUGGCGCGGGUGGUGGGGCGUGCUUCGCCGUGGGAUGCUGCUGGGGGCGCCGCGAGAGUGCAGCACUUGGCCCGGGCCAUGCGGGCUGUGAUAGAGGAGAGAGCGGAGAGAGGAGAGAGCAAGGAGAGCAAGGAGAGCAAGGAGAGGGAGGAGAGGGAGGAGAGACAAGGGAGAGGGGGAAGAGAGGAGAGGGAGGAGGGAGAGGAGAGGGAGGAUUGGGAGGAGAGGGGGAAGAAAAUGGAGGUAAAGGAGAGGUGGAAACGGGAGGAGCGAACGGAAGGGGCGGAGGGGAGGCACGAGGCAGCACAGCAAGGCGGGCAUGGGGCUGCUGCUGCACCGGACACGGGUGCUGCCAUGGACACUGAGAGUGCUGGCCAUGACACCACGCACAUGGAGGUGCAUGUCCCGCAGCAACCCCAGGCUUCCCUGCAUGCACCUCUGUCUUCCCUUCAACCACAGCAGCAGCAGCAGCAGCAGCAGCAGCCCAGCACCGAAAAUCACCCUCCGCCACUGCCAUCCAUCACCGUCACUGCACCCGUACCCGCUGCCCCCCCGGCACAGGGCAGGGCAGCAUGGGGGGGGCGGUGGGGAAUGGAGGGGGCAGUGGUGGCGGGGUCAGAGCGGUGGGGCGAGGAGGAGGCAGGGCGUGUGAUGGCGGAGGUGGCAGCGGGGCAUGGCACCAUGGUGUUGCUCCGGGAUGAACAGCAGCGCAUGGCAGCAGCUGUGGCGGCCAUGCACAUGGCGUAUGGCAUUGAGGCGCCACCACAUGGCGGGGAUGGCUCAGAGGCUAGUGAUCAGUCAAUCAAGCAAGGCCACGCAACGCUGUCCGCAGCCCAUCCCACUCACCCAGUGCUGCUGCUGCCAUGCAUGCUGGAGCUGCCAGUGCUGCCCUGCGCCGUGUGCACGCGCCCUGUCUCCUCGCGCACUGCUCUCAUCUGCGACACCUGCGACCGCCCCAUUCACACCCGCUGCCUCGCCACCUCCCCCGCUGCUGUCACCGGGAGGGGCAGAGGCAGGAGCCGGGGCAGGGGGCGGGGGCGGGGGCGGGGGCGAGGGAGGGGGGGGUGGCAAGCAGCGGUGGGGGAGAGUGUGGUGGAGGAGUGGCACUGUGGUGCGUGCAGGGCCCAGCGUGAGGCCAGUGGUCAGGUGGUUCUACCCAAGUAUGGGCCGCUUAGGGCACGGGGUGAUGCUCGUGCUGCUCAGGGUGCUGCUCAGGGUGCUGCUCAGGGCGUUGCUCAGGGUGCUGCUCAGGGUGCUGCUCAGGGUGCUGCUCAGGGCACAGCACCAUCCACUGCUGAGCGGGCUGAGAUAAGUGGGGGGAAGAGCACAGUUGAGUAG
Closterium sp. Naga37s-1 is the source of this 2298-nucleotide messenger RNA. NCBI's taxonomy places the organism in Eukaryota, Viridiplantae, Streptophyta, Zygnematophyceae, Desmidiales, Closteriaceae. The record is from the annotation of a GenBank genome assembly.